UAUUGUCGCACCUUUGUUCUGAUAACGGUCCCUGCCCCCAUCGACAAAGUGCGAACGACUGGGAGGGCCGCAACAAUAUAAGAGGCCAGAGGAGUGUCAGGGGGACACUGUAUGUUGGGAGACCUGUGCUACUGUUCUGCUUUUUGCCAUGCCGAAGUUUUUUUUCCUCAUGGAUUUUCUCCGCGCUUGUGUCCUGUGCAGCGCUCUCCUCGGAGUCACCAAAGCUUUUACGCAUGAGGAUAUGAAGGACGCACUGCUGCAGAAACUUGGCUUGGAUGAAGUUCCUAAGAUCCAUAAGAGGGAUUUGGAAAAUUUGGUUAUUCCGGCACAUAUCAAGAACAAAUACUUGUCCAUGCUAAAGAUGCAUCACAGCAGAAGGCGCAGAUCUUUGCCCAGUUUGGCGGGCAUCCUGAGAGGAAUCCCUGGCAAUGCAGAUAUUUCUGGAGAGUAUGUGUACUCUGACACCACUCGGAAUCGCAUGGUUUUCGACAUGGAGGCGAGAAUCCCGGCAAACAGCGAGGUAACCAUGGCGGAGCUGAAGCUCUACCAGCGGGCUUCCUUCAACAAACGCUUCACGAUUGAAAGGAGGCACCACCGACCAGUGAACAACGCCAGGGUCAGCAUCUAUUGGGUGGAGCUGCUGCCCAACGGAUCCAACCGGACGUCGUUGAUAGAUUCACGGUUGAUCCCCAUUGACGAGACCGGCUGGAAGAGCUUUGAUGUCACUCAGGCGGUGCACUAUUGGUCCAAGACGCAGCAGAAGACACCUAUGCACCUGGAGGUGUGGAUCGAGGGCGAGAGACCUGGCAGCUACGCGGCAGAGAUGGCCAAGAGUGUUCGCUUUACCACCCAGGAGCAGACGGACAACACCUUGGGGAAGCCCGAGCUCAUCCUCUACACACUCAACCUCGAAGAGUACGGCUCUCGUGGCGACUGUGACGCCCACCAAAACAAAGACACCUGCUGCAGAGAACAGCACUUCAUCAACUUCCGUUCGCUCACUUGGACACAGUACUGGAUCAUCGAGCCGGCAGGAUACCAGGCCUUCAGGUGCACCGGUGGCUGCAAGCAGCCCAAACGCAACUACGGCUAUGGAGAGCGGCGGUGCACAGUGUCUGAGAGUUCACCGUUACCCAUCAUGUACCUGGUGAAGAAGGGGGACUACACCGAGAUCGAGGUGGCCGAGUUCCCCAACAUGAUCGUAGAGAGGUGUGCAUGCACGUUGGACAAUGUCUCCAUUGUAUGA
Stegastes partitus (bicolor damselfish) is the source of this 1246-nucleotide messenger RNA. RefSeq names its product lefty1 (gene lft1). Gene Ontology annotation, molecular function: growth factor activity; transforming growth factor beta receptor binding; cytokine activity. Gene Ontology annotation, biological process: anterior/posterior axis specification. Gene Ontology annotation, cellular component: extracellular region. The record is from RefSeq and is a predicted model, not a curated record. The transcript has 4 exons. NCBI's taxonomy places the organism in Eukaryota, Metazoa, Chordata, Actinopteri, Pomacentridae. Bases 149 to 1246 code for a protein of 365 amino acids.